UCAGCACACAGCGGAUGGUGGAAACAAACACCAGCCCAUAGCAAGACUGAAGACUAUACCUACAUCUACAACAGUCGAAGCAUCUCUGAGAGAGAUGAAGGUGAAGAUGUUGGCCGUGUUGGCUCUGGUUCUUCUGCUCUCCAGUGCGAGUGAGGGACGGAUUCUCAGUAAAUGUGAGCUGAAAUCCCAACUCGAGGCGGCACUGGGGAGAAAUCAGGGAGGAAAUGGACCUGCAACUGUCACGAAUGGGCCUGGAAGUGUGACUGGGCCUGGAAACGUGACUGUGCCUGGAAAUGUAACUGUGGCUGGAAACGUAACUGUGCCUGGAAACGUAACUGUGCCUGAAAAUACAACUGCAAAUUCGCUCAUCGCCCAAAUCGUUUGUUCUGUGGAGCGUGUGUCGAAGUUCGACACCAGCCUGGUCACCACCAUCCAAGAAGACCCCAGACCUCCAGUGAGACCCCCUCUCAGACCACAACAACGACCCAAUGAAAGACCAGGGGGAAGACCUGGUCGUCCAGGAGGAAGACCUGGUCGUCCCGGCGGAAGGGGAAAGAGAUCCCAUGUUGCGGCACUCAGGCGGCCAGCUGGAUUUUCUGACGACAGUUCCGAGAGUUCCGAGAGUUCCGAGAGUUCCGAGGAGAAUGUCACUGCAAGGCCUGGUCUCACCACAAAACUGUUUGGAAUCUUCCAGCUGAGCGACCGUGUGGCCUGCGAUUCCGGAUCCAGCCAGAGUCUGAACAUCUGCCGCAUGAACUGCAGAGCUCUGGCUGAUGAUGACAUCAGGGAUGACAUCACGUGCCUGAAGAUCCUGCUGAACAGCACAAGAAAUGCCGCUGUUUCAGCCUUCGCUUCUCCACCCAAUAAAACGCCACUUGUAAUUCUCUCUGUGAACAAGUGCCGCAACGUCAAUCCUGCGCAGUACUUUGCUGAGUGUCCGUGAAACAUUCAGCGUUUCUUCAGGCAUGAAUAUUCUGUCAAAUUUCAUCCCAACUCAUUAUUGUAAUAAACCCAACAGGAACUCAGUUCUCAGACCCUUGUAUUUCACUCUUCCAUUUUCUGCCAUAAUGUACCUGUAAAAUGUUCUCAGAAUAGCCUCAAUUAUGCUGCAUGUACUAUAGCAUAUCUCAGAAUGCAAAUAAACAAAUAUUUUAAAAAAAA
Molecule: messenger RNA, 1161 nt
Organism: Sinocyclocheilus anshuiensis
Lineage: Eukaryota; Metazoa; Chordata; Actinopteri; Cypriniformes; Cyprinidae
Exons: 6
Coding region: 95-943 (282 amino acids)
Molecular function (GO): lysozyme activity
Source: RefSeq, a predicted model, not a curated record